Molecule: messenger RNA, 310 nt
Organism: Labeo rohita (rohu)
Lineage: Eukaryota; Metazoa; Chordata; Actinopteri; Cypriniformes; Cyprinidae
Product: B-cell receptor CD22-like
Exons: 2
Source: RefSeq, a predicted model, not a curated record
CAACAUGGCAGCCAAAACUCAUCAGUGAUGCUGGACAUUCAGUAUGCCCCAAAAAACACAUCAGUUUCAGCAAUUCCCUCCAGCUCUGUGUUGGAGGGCAGUUCAGUGACUCUGAUCUGCAGCAGUGAUGCAAAUCCAGCAGUGUUGAACUACACCUGGUCCAGAGAGAGUGAAGGACAGUUGGAGCAGCUGCAGACUGGACACACUCUUACCAUCAAUAGGACCGACCUGAAACACAGAGGCUGGUACCACUGUACAGCUCAGAACAAACAUGGCAGCCAAAACUCAUCAGUGAUGCUGGACAUUCAGU